Notothenia coriiceps (black rockcod) is the source of this 1307-nucleotide messenger RNA. RefSeq lists its product as uncharacterized. The transcript has 12 exons. NCBI's taxonomy places the organism in Eukaryota, Metazoa, Chordata, Actinopteri, Perciformes, Nototheniidae. The coding region runs from base 16 to 1275 and encodes 419 amino acids. The record is from RefSeq and is a predicted model, not a curated record.
UUUUGACUUCUAAUCAUGUCUGUUCAGUUUUGUUUAGCUCUGCUGGCUCUCUCCUCCCUGACUGCAGCAUCUGAUCCAGUUUGUGAGGAGCUGCUGAAACCUCUGGAGGAUCACAGCAAGGUUGCUGGGAAAUGGAUAUUCCAUGCUGGAGUAUCAGACACUGGAGAUCUCAUGGGUGUUCUUAAAAAUGUCAACAGCUCCUGGAUCAAACUCACCCCCAUACCUGGUAGUGAGGACAUGACUCUACGCUGGGGAGACAAAAUAAAGGAUAAAUGUGUGUAUGGAGGCCUCAAUUACACCUUCUCUGGAAACGACACCAAGGUGACAUUUAACUUUAACGACACUGACCACGUGCACACUGGGAGGCACCUGAGGAGCUGCACUGACUGCAUCCUCUGGACCGACACCGCAUUGAGGCCGGGCCAAGAGGAGGUCAUAGCUGGCAGAAGCCUGUACAUCUUCACAAGGACUGGGAAAUUGGAUGACCUUGAUCUGGAAAUUGUCAAGCUACAAGCUGCAUGCCUCAAAUUCCCCCCAGAAUUCUUCUUUGGAGAUGUCACAGACCUGUGCCCUGAAGAGGAACCAGCUGCCGCAGAAGUCAAGGAGGAAGAACAAUGUUCUCUCUGCCUCCUGCUGACUCCAGAUAUGGCUGCACAGCUUGUCGUUGCUCUGCUGGCUUUCACCUCCCUGAGCGCUGCGUCUGACCCGAACUGUACGGAGCUGGUGAAGCCCCUCGUGCUGGACAGUCACAGCCCUAUCUAUGGGAGGUGGGUGCUCCAUGUGGGGACAUGGGACGAGCCCAGCCUGAAGAGCGACCUGGUGUCGGUGAACGGCUCCUGGGUGGAUCUGUCCGCUUCCUCCGACAGCGGAGUCAUGACCAUCUACUGGGCCGACCGCCUGGAAGAUAAAUGCCUUCAGGGUUUAGCCAAUGGCACCAUCUCUGGGAUGACCACUCACACCACGUUUAAUAUCAACGGUCACACUUCAUAUCAUGAUGGGAAGUACUAUGAGACGUGCUCUGACUGCCUCCUGUCCGAAGACACCACCCUCCUCCCUGAUGGAAAGUCUAAGGGACGAUACUUUUUCCUCUUCACACGGACUGGCGCUCUGGAGCCAUCUGAGUUGGAGAUCUUUAAGAAGCAGGCCGAGUGUCUUCAAUUCCUGCCGGAGUACUACUUUGGAGGAACAGAUCUGUGUCCAGAUGAACGAGAGCCUGCUCCACCGGCUGCUGAGAAUACAGAGAGUCAAACGGAUGAGGAGCCUACUGCACAAUAAAGCAGAGCACCGAAAAGUCAUAUCUCUGUGAA